UUUGUAUUGAAUACACAUUGAUCACUUUUAAUUGUUAGUUUUAGAAUUUUUUAUAUCAUCGAGAUUUUUACAAAUUAGACUUGAAAUUUUUGUCUGUAUACUUAAAAAAAUUAAAUAUUCAAUUUGGGAUAUAACAAUUUUUUUACAAUGCCGAAAUUUUUUGUACCCACGUCUUGGGAGAAUCUCGCGGAAGCGAUGAAAUUUCGGACUAAAGUUUCGUUGGGUGGAGGUAGCGGAAAGGUUAGUGCAGCUCAGUCGGUACAAACUGAACUAAAUAAAAAAAAAGGCAAGCAAAUCGAUCAGGCAAGUGGUAACACAACCACAGAUUUAAAAAAAGGAGGUUUAAGCAAAUUAAAAAGUAUGAAAAGUGGAACUAAAUCAGAAACGGCGAAGAAUGGACGUAUUUUUAAAAAGGACCCAGCCAAAAAUCAAAAGACACAGGCUAAAGUGAUGAUAGUGCCAGUGCCUCCAUUAAAUAUCAGCCAGCAAUCAAUAUCAGCCAUUAAAAUGAAAGCUAACAAACUGACUAAACAUAAGAAGGUGCAGGUCUCGGCUUCAAAAGACUCCAUUGUGUCCGCUGCAUCCUCAUUAGAACCGAGUAAUGGCGGGAAUGUAUUAGGGGCAUCAGCAAGUUCAGAGGACAUUGGACUUAAAGUUUUUGAAAACUCUCUAAAACAUCAAUUGUUGGGUGGCCGUUUUCGCUACAUAAACGAACAGUUGUACACCAUGGAUAGCGCAGAAGCGGAAGAAUUUUUCAAGUCAGAUACAGAGGCAUUCGAUGCUUACCAUGCCGGUUAUCAACAGCAAGUAGAAAAGUGGCCUCUGAAUCCGCUUGAUCGUAUAAUAAAAAUUAUUAAACGCUUGCCAAAAGCACUAGAAAUAGUCGAUUUUGGAUGCGGUGAGGGCCGCCUCGCCGAAUCGGUUCCUAAUAAGGUGUAUUCGAUGGAUUUGGUGAGCACACGUAACGAUAUUAUUGCUUGUGAUAUGGCGCACACACCACUCGACGAUCAGUCGGUGGAUAUAGCCGUAUACUGUCUCUCAUUGAUGGGCACGAAUUUAAAAGACUAUUUGCUAGAAGCGAAUCGUGUAUUACGACCUAAUGGACAUGUAAUAAUUGCAGAGAUAAGGUCACGCUUCGACGAUGUGCGAGAGUUUAUUCGUGGCUUACAGGCGUGUGGCUUCGAAUUGGUAAAAAAGGACGUUAACGAGACGUUAUUUUACUUUUUCCAAUUUCAAAAGUCUCGCAACGUGGGCAAAGUGGCUCUGAUACCUCCAUUUUCACUUAAACCAUGCUUGUAUCGGAAACGUUGAUGAAGUCGGAUUUUGGCACAACCUGAUGUAAUUUUUCUUUAGUUCCUAAAACUGGUAUGCUGCGAGUUAAACGACGCGAUGCAGAAAAUUCGUUGAAAAUGUUAAAUAAAUUAUAAUUUUAUUGAAAUGAA
This is a messenger RNA of Anastrepha obliqua, 1442 nucleotides long. RefSeq names its product ribosomal RNA-processing protein 8. Gene Ontology annotation, molecular function: methyltransferase activity. The record is from RefSeq and is a predicted model, not a curated record. The coding region runs from base 148 to 1311 and encodes 387 amino acids. Gene Ontology annotation, biological process: cellular response to glucose starvation; rDNA heterochromatin formation; regulation of transcription by glucose. NCBI's taxonomy places the organism in Eukaryota, Metazoa, Arthropoda, Insecta, Diptera, Tephritidae. The transcript has 2 exons. Gene Ontology annotation, cellular component: nucleolus; rDNA heterochromatin; chromatin silencing complex.